GGAUAGAGUAACUUGGGUUGGUAAUUUUGCUUGGCUGAUAUUUAUCACAGAAGUACAAAAAUGCUUCCUGGAUCAUUGCAAUUAGAGGAACUCAUAUUCAUACUUCUAAUCAGCUCUGUAAAUGGGGAAGACCAUGCCGUUAAGGAGGAUGAACCCUGCAGAACAGCUUGUAAUGUGGAUCAGCAGCAUGCAGUGAGGCACACUUUCAGGUACAGCACAACUGCGAGCACAAGUCUGCAAACUCACUCUAACAUGGGCAGUCAGUUGUCUAUGGACUGUGUGGUGGACAUCGAUGUGUUUCCAAACUGUCCAAUGAUGAUAAUGAAGCUCAGGAAUCCGCAGAUGAAACGCAGUUCGUCACAGAGAGAAAACACAGUGCUCCGGCUCAAGAGUGUGAGGGAGCUGCUGGAGAAGAACCCCCUGUGGUUCUCACUUCAGGAAGGAAAGGUCACCACUCUGUGUCCGCAGGAGGGAGAGCAGGUGUGGGCGCUCAACAUCAAGAGAGCCAUACUGAGCAUGCUCCAGACCUCCCACUCCGUGGGGACCCGGAUGAUGGUGGAGGAGGAAGAUAUAUAUGGCACUUGUAUGAGCCGCUAUGAGAGGAGGGGGAAUGUAGUGCUGAAGGCUCGGAGCCUCCAGCAGUGUCAUCAUAGGAGGGUUUCUGAGUUCUGGCAGCACUCUGUGGCACUAAAAGAAAACAACGUGCUUUCCAUGAAACAUGAGUGUGUUCAACAUUUGGGGAAAAAUACAAUGGAGAAAGUGAACUGCACAGAGACAGUUUCCUUGUUAGCAUCAUCCGGACUGUCUGGUGUCGUGCAGACGAAAACUGUGUCAGUUCUCAUUCUGCUGAGGAGCCUGGACAACAUACCUCUGAGUUUUGACAAACGUAGGUCCAGAUAUCUGACUGACCUUAAAUUUGAGGAAGCCCUGGAUGACCCAGUGAAAGUACAAAAGUCUGCAUUACAGGAGGUCAUUGCUACUGUUCGAGGGCUGUGCACCCAUAUGACUGACCAGCAACAGCAGUCAGACCAGUUCAUUGAUCUGGUGGUACAGUUGAGGGCUCUGUCCCUGCAACAGCUGAGAGAAGUCUGGCAGGAAUCUUCCUUUAAGUGUCGUGAUGACUGGCAACCUCUGAUGGAUGGCCUCAUUACGUGUGGCUCAGAGGGCUGUGUGCGUCUACUGUCUGAACUCCUCUCGUCCAAAGAGAUCGAGCAGGAUCGGUCAUCUUCAAUUUUCAGUGCCUUUGCCUUUGCUCACCAUCCCUCUCCUGCGAUGAUUGGCUCUAUCAAUACUUUGCUGCAGGACACAGUCUCCCAACCCAAACUGCUCCUGGCUGGGUCUGCUCUGAUCCACCGCCUGUGUCAGGUCCAGCAGGCUCCGUGCAGCCAGAUCCCUGAAGUCCAGGAAUAUGUGCGAACCCUGAAGAACAGCCUAGAGGAGGCCCGCAGAGCUGAAGACUCUUCCAGAAUGCUUCUGAUAAUGAAAGCUGUGGGGAACUCUGGCCAGGCAGACCUCAUCCCUCAACUGAACGAUUGCAUUUUGAACCACUCAUCCCCUCUGGAGUUGCGCCUAGCUGCCACCCAAGCCUUCAGACGCAUCCCUUGCAAUGCUAAUAGGAAAGUGUUGGCGUUGGCAUACCAGUCGUCCCAGGAGGACGUGGAGGUCAGGAUAGCAGCUUAUCAGCAGCUCAUGCGCUGUGCCAACCAAGAGAUCUUUGGAGUAAUAAGAUCCACCCUUGAGAGAGAGGCAUCUAGCCAAGUCGGUUCAUUUGUAUGGAGUCACCUUACACAAAUUCAGAAAACUGAAGACCCCCUUAAACAGAUACUGCUACAGUCAAUGCCUGAUGACAUUAUCAGCAAGAAUUUUGAAGCAGAGCCUUGGAAAUAUUCCUCCUUCAUGGACUCCACCGCAGACACGGGCCUUGGAACUGCCAACAUGGAAGGGGCUUUAGUGUUCUCUCCAAAAUCAUUUCUCCCACGUUCCCUCAUGACAAAUUUGACUGUGCAUAUCUUUGGAAGAACAUUUAAUCUAAUGGAGAUCAGCUUUCGGGCAGAAAACGUGGAGCCAUUGCUCUUGGGUUUGCUGAGAGGACAGUCAGCCGAUCCCCAGAACAGACCAAGUCCCCAGCAGGCCAGAGAGGCCUCAGGGCGGCAGAGGAGGGCUGCUGCUCGAACCACUGGAUCAGAGAGCCAAGGCCGUCAAAGAGACACUGGAAGAGAUGAGUGUAAAGCCCAGACUGACAGCUUCCUCAAACAGGCCAAAGCUCAGUUUUCAGGAAAAAGAUCAGCUAUCACAACACCGAGGUGCUGGUUCAGCAUGAAGGUUUUUGGUAACGAGCUUGACAUGCUUACCUGUGAUGACUUAUCUGACCACAUGGAGAUGCUGUCGCUGAGAGUGGCAGAAGUAGCUCUAAAGCUGCUGAAGGGACAAGAGGUGAAACUGCACCAUAGGUUCUUUGUUUUAACAGAGGAGCUGGUCCUUCCAUCUCUGUCAGGUUUACCCCUCAAGUUAGGUGUCAAUAUGUCAUCCCUCUUCACCCUUCGAUUGAAGGGAAAUGCCCAUGUCAAAGACUGGUUCAACUUCUUAUUAUCUGGCCAUAUCAAACCAAACGCCCUUGUUGGAAUCUCAGUUAGAAUGGGAAUAGAUGGGGCCCUCGGGCAGGUUGGGCUCGAGUGGUCAACUAAACUCAAAACCUCCACCAGUUUGGAUGGAAGCAUACAGCUUCGCAAUGGCCAGGCUUUCAAGGUGAUUCUCAACACACCUGAUGAAUCAAUGGACCUUCUCUCUUUCAGUUCAGGAAUAUUUAGGGUAAGUGGGGGUAUGAGAGAGGAGUUGAGCAGCUCAAAGAACCUGAUGGAGAAGACCAUCUGCUCUCCAAAGACAUGGUCGAAGUUGAUUGGAUGGCAGCUGUGCUAUGAUGUGUCCCAUCCUCAGUCUGUGAUGGGAAAGGCCAUCCUCUAUCAUGGUCCUACCAACCUAUCUUUUAGACUCGUGAAGCUUGAUAAAGGCCUCCAUCAAUACCUGCUCGAAGCUAUUUAUACUUCCCUGCCACUGAGAGACGCCUGGCUACCCCAUGAGCUCCACCUGCUUCUCUCUCUGAGGACGCCCCAAGCCAGUGUUCCCAGGGACAUGGGGGUAGAGUUCAUCAUGAGCCCCCGUCGGCUCCUACUGAAGAUCACCCACCCUCAGAAGAACAUCCUUAUCCAAGGACACCUUGAUCAUGUUAAGAACACACACACUGCAAAACUUGAGCUUCUGAUGGAUCACACUCACCAUUAUUACCUCAAGGGCAUGAUGGAGACUUUCAGCCUUCCCACAGAGAAGAGGCAGCAGUACCGUCUGGAGGCGAAAGGGACAGCACGUAGUCGUCCCAUCAUCCUCUCUGUCGACAUUGCCCAGGGGCUUGAUAGAAGGAUCAGUGUGGCAGCCAUGCUGAAGAACAUCUUUAAAGACACAGCCUCCUUCUCAGUGCAGCUUGACCGUCGGCAGGACAGCGGGCAGAGGCAGUACUCUGUGGACACUGAGGUCCUCCUGCCUGGACUGCUCGGGGGCAGGAUCCUUGGGCUGCUGGAACACAGAGGCCCACACUGGAGCUCUGCGCUCAGGCUCAAAUAUGGACUCAGAGAGGAAGCCCAAGAGCUCAGACAGGAGUGCCACAUCUCCCAGAGCCUGAGUAGAGAGAUGUUACCUACGCAGACCUAUCACAUGAGGGCUCAGCACGAGCUGCGCUGCUCACAUGCACCAUCAGUCAACCAUAAGAUCCAGCUCAGGCAUGAGAAGAGUGCCACUCACAUGCUGGCCUCUGUGGACCUGAACUAUGGCAAGCACUGGGACCAGACGGCUAACAAGCACAGGGUCAUCUUUAGCCAGUCCCUCAGAAACCAAUCACGGCCUGGCCUCACUAACUAUGCUCUAGAGUUUUCCUUAAAAGUCCCCGACAGAGAUAUGAACUACAGGGCAGAGCUACUCCACUCUCGGCUUCAAAGCAAAAAAGCAGAGGGCCGUACUCAUCUCAAGGUCAACUACAAUGACCACAUGCCCUUUGUGGCUGGCCUACACUGGAAGGAGCUCACCUCCAAAGCCUCCCUUAAGAAAUAUGAAGGGACUUUUAACAUGGACAGCCCCUGGCUCUAUGUGUUUUGUGUGCACAAGCUGCACCAGCUCCAGCGGGGCACAGUGGAGUUCAGCUCGGAGCUGACCACCCGCAGACUCCUGGCCAUCCAGAGCCUCAUGCUGCAGGGCCUUUACAGGGACAGGAAGGGGGAGAAGGAGGCCAGAAUACACCUCUUCACCCCCACCGUCUCCUAUCUGAAGGCUGGGGCUCAUGGUGUGCUGGGCAAGCGAGGGUUGAGGGCCUCCUGUUCCUUCAGCUCGGUGUGGACAGAGGCUGUGCAGGGCCAGAUCGCUCUGAGCGACGGCAGGCAGCUGAAGACUCUGGACCUGGGCGCAGUGUGUGGCCACCACAACCUCAGCCUCACCACCAGCCUGAGCUUGAUAGAUAAGCAGCUGAAGAAGAGGCAUGUGGCGCUGAAGAUGAAGCUGUCCGAGUCUAAGGGAGCAGCCACAGAGCUGGAGAUGGAGGGAAGCCUGGAAGAGCUCAGGAGGGAUGGGUGGAGGUACCAGAAAAGAGCCACGCUUCACCUCAGACAGCCAUUCAAGUUCCUCCCUGAAAGCCUGCUUCUCCAGGAGACCUUCACCAUAGAUCUCGAAAAGGGCACAUACAUCCUGAAUUCCAAAGCCCUGCUUCAGAAUGACAAACAGCUCACCCACACCCUCACUAUGGGAUACAAAUCUCAGAAGCCAUUUAUCUGCUCAUCCCUGGUCCAUCCAUUCAGCUCCUCUACCAUCCCUCAGGACUCUGAGAUGUGCCUGUCUCUUGGCCACGGUCAGUCACAUCGAGAGUUGCAUGGAAGGUUACGAGUUCAAAAGAGAGACAUGUUGUUGGUCCAUGGCAAGGUUCAGUUCAGUGAGGUGGAUUCAGUCCAGCAAGGAAUCACCAUCUGGGCCAAUCUCACUCACCAACUUCAGCUGCAGAUGCCAGCCUCCGUCAGUGUGGAAGGAGACUUGUCUUGGAACCGUGUGAAUGAUGGCCGGUUUUAUUAUCUCGCCAAAGCAAAAGUUAUCAAUAUCCACGUGUGCCAGGGUUCAGUGCAUGUUAAUGGGUCCACUGAGAACAUUGGUCUCUAUGCGGACAUUAGUCAUACUUUCAUUUCAAGAGUUCCCAACACAAUGCAGGCCCAUGUCACUGCAGGCAGGUCCUCUGCAGGCAGCGUCAGUGGAUCCAUGGGUGUGAGGGCUGAUGGGAAAGGCCAGGCCUCGCUGGAGGUCCUGCUGGCCAGUAGCGUGCAGGGGACGCUGCGUUCCAUGGGCGUUCACGUGGGCCUACAGCAAACGCUGCUGCCUGACGUCUCAAGCAGCCUUCACCUGCAGCUGGCUGCCAACGCCUCCACUGACAGUGAGCCUCUACAGCUUCAGUGGACUGGAGUCAUGGAACACAGUCCUGGAGCUGGAGGGUUGGGCCCAGAUGACAUGGAGAAUCCCCUGCCUGGCCUCUCGAUUUUGCCCAAGAGUCUGGGUUUGGAAGGGAAGAUCACCUCUCAUCCUGCUGGACUGAUGGGAGGUGAGCUGAAGUUGUCAGUGAACAAACGGAUACACAGCGUGGAGUUUAAACACCGGGAGAAUGCUAAGGGGGAUCAGGAAGAAGAGGAAGAAGAAGAAGAAGAAGAAGAAGACAUGCUGGGAAGAAGGAAGAAUGGGACACGUGAUUGGCUGUGUGUGAGAUCGGCAGACAAGCACCUCUGUGUGAAUAUGAGCAGCCAGUCCAGCCACCAGGAGGGCAGCAGUGUGUCCGGCCAGCUCUCCCACUCCUUCCCCUGGCUGUACUCCGCAGGAGUGCCCGCGGAGAGUGGUGCAGGCGUGAGCUGGGACUGGGGAGAGAGGCGGACUCUGCUGGACGCCAAGCUUCGCUCUGGGACACGCCACCUCCGGGUGAGGAUGAGGAAGGAGACGUUCAACGCUACAGAUGUCACGGGACACUUUCAGGUGAAUUGCACUGGAGGGAUCGUUUCAGACCACCUGCUGGGCCGGUGCUCUGGACAAGCUGUAGACCAGACGCUGGAGGCAGAGAUUUGGACUAAUCUGACUGGAUUUCCUGUGUGUGUGGACUCUGAGCUCCUGGCAGUUACCGCACAUGGCCACUGGAUUCCCACUAGUAAGGAACUGGUUUUGAGUGUUGCCAACAACAUUUCAGUGUUGCAGCCAUACCUACCAGCCAAGUUUUACUGCAGAUCCCAGCUUAACCACACAGGGUCUGAGGUGAGUGGAUCCACCCAGCUCCAGACACAUGAGCGGAUGCUUACUGCACAUGGAGAGUUCACCUACACUGCUGCAGGUUUCAGCCAGUCGCUGGUGCUUAAUCACACUUUCCCUCAGCUGAUGUUUGUGCCCCGGACAGCUACAGUAAGCACCCUGUAUGAGAGGGGGAACUGUUCCCAUGUGCUUCAGCACCAAGCAGACUGGGCGGGUAUGGACCUGACACCCUCCAGCCCAACCACUGCCCACCCAGCCCAGGGGCUCUCUCCUCCACGUGGCUGGGGUCUGGAUGUGAGGCUGGAGAGAGCCCUUAAGAGGAGGUCAGCAGACUUGCUGCUUGGCUGGACAGCUCAGGGCAAACACGAGACAGUCCAGGCUGCGGGCUCCUGGGUGAGAGAGGGAGCACAGUCACAGGGCUCACUGGAGCUGAGGCAGCCCUUCACCCCUACACUAUCCCACCUCUACCUGCACACACACUCACAAGAACUUGGGAACGAGCCGCACAGCACCUAUCAGGCCAUGUUGUCCUGGGACAGAGGAAGGCCUGUGAAUGUUUCCAUGACAAUAAGCCAACACUCCCUUGAGAACUCCAGCCGGGGCCAAGCAUGUUUUUUCUUCAUACCUGGACAGUUGCAGGCGGAGCGCCACCUAGUGAGGAUGCAGGGCUGCUUGUCGGCAGCACGGGAGGGGCAGUCAUACACCCAAAACGCAGAACUCCAGUGGAGUGACAAGAGAAUCACACAGAGCAUGAAAUACCAGAUUAGGCCAAAGGCCAUGCACUCUCUGCAGGUGGAGGUGGGAGCUGAGCAGGUCUCACCGUCGCCCUGCCCCACCCACCACCUCCUGGCCCAGAUCCACACCAACUGCAGGGACUCGCUGGAGCACCACCUGCUGCUAGGGCUAUGUCCUCCCCGCCCUGCCCUGUCCUGGUCGGGGAGCCACCGCCUCAACCGGGGGAAGGAGGUGUUCUACAGCCAGACGAGGCUGGCGGUGUCCGGACAGCCCCAGCUCAGCAGCAUCACCCUGGCCCUCACCAACACCUCCACCACCCAGCGCACCAACUUCUCCAUGCUCACCCAGUGGCAGAUGGGUAACUGGAGUGUGGAGGCGGGGGGCUGUGCUGUGUCUUCUGGAAGAGGUCCAGGGCUGCGUCUGCAGGCCAGAUUGGACGGCACUGAGCGUGUCUGGGUUCACGCAGGGGUAGAGAAACACUGUCUGAGGGCUGGACUGGGCUAUGAGGAUGGGCCGCACUCGCUCGAUGAUGUCACAAUGGGACUGUGUCUGGAGGGGCGGUACCACACCACACUGGAAGCUCUGAGACAUCUGGGUGGAGUCAAAAGGGAAAUAUUGGCACUGGUCUCGUUAAGCGCAGCCAAUCAGAGCCUUGCUUUCAGCGCUAGAGGCUGUGCAGAGUGCCUGGCGGAUCUGGAGACACGAUAUCUCCACCUUGGCUCUCGCAUAAGGAACAAGCUGCUGGACAGAGUGCAGAGGAUGCAGCAUCACCUCGUGGAUUUCAGGAAAAAAUCUGCGGACAGCCCGUUCCUGCAGGAGCUGAGCGCAGGUCCGCUGCAUCUGGUCCAGAGGGCUGAGGUCAUGCUGCAUCAGAGGGCGGGGUUGACCUGGGCUACCUGGAGGUCAGGGUGGCUGCGGCGUGGCCUGACGGAGACCCUGCCCCACACACUGCUGCUGCUGCAUCACACUGCACAACUCGCCCAGCAGGAGCUGCACAAGCCUCUGGCCACCCUGGCGGGUGCCUACCAUGACGUGACGGGCCAGCGUCUGGAGGCGCUCUGGCGAGAUGCCAUGGCUCUGUGGGGGCAGAGGCUCGUGGAGCUCCUGCCCGCGGUGCUUGAGGACCCCCAACUACUGCGAGGGCCGGCUCAGGCCGCGCUGCACUCCCUCACCGCUGCACUGGACAUGACGUGUCACCAAGCGGUGCAGUGGGCAGAGGCCAGGUUGGCAGCCGCACUGAUCGGGGCCAAGAGGCAGCUGGCGUCGGUGUAUCAGCUCUCUCACAGUGACUACGAGGUACGUCUGCGUCUGCUGUUGCCGGGCGGCUCGUGGCGGCGGCUGAGCCAGGCCGGCGUGGCGGAGGUGCUGCUGGAGGAGCUGCUUGUGCGGCCCCUGCUGGCGCUCAGCUCCCUGGACCCCACUGCCGAGUUCUACCACCUGAAGAGGAGGCUAAUGGACAGCCCCUUCAACUACCAAGCUAUUCUGGUAGGAGACGAGUUUAUGGUGUCGUUUGAUGGGCAUCUCUAUGAAGUGCCUGCUUCCUGUGGCCUCCUGCUGGCCAUGGAUGCCAGCGGAGACUCGUUCAGGGUGCUGCUCAGUCCUGGAGCGCAGUCACAGCGCACCCUACAGGUGAAGAUGGGGAACACCAGUGUGGCCAUUCAUCCCAGUGGAGAGGUGCAGUUGGACUGUCGUGUAACUCACCCACCCUAUAAGCACAAUGGGGUCAUUAUCCAGAGAGACAUUAAUCUUAUCAAGGUGUCCGAUGAGAAAGGACUGGAGGUGUCUUGUGAACCAUUACAGAGGGUAUGCACUGUGACCCUGGACGGGUGGUUGCAUGGUGUGUCUGCUGGACUACUGGGAACCAAUGACAACGAAGCCGCUAAUGACCUCACCCGUCCAGAUGGCUCCCAGGCUGCAGACUUGGCCGAGUUCUCCCAAAGCUGGCAGGUGGAGCCGCAGUGUCUCAACGAGGCGCCAGAGAGGGCGUGGCUCUGCCAAAACAUGACCUCUGACCUCCUGGGCUGCUCAGCACUCUUCUGGAGCCCUGACUCUCCGCUCAGCUCCUGUUUUAGAGUCGUGGAUCCACUGCAGUUCCUGACAGUUUGCGAGAGAAGAGUCUGUCACUCUGUGGAGCCCACCCACAGCACCUCCUGUAAGCUGGCCACGGCCUAUGUCCUCCUGUGUCGGAGAAAUUACGUCCCCCUUGAGCCCCCAGCACAGUGUGGAUAGAGCUGUGACCUCCUCAAAAACUGGUAUAAUAAAACUGUUACGCAUUUA
This is a messenger RNA of Alosa alosa (allis shad), 9321 nucleotides long. RefSeq lists its product as uncharacterized. Lineage: Eukaryota; Metazoa; Chordata; Actinopteri; Clupeiformes; Clupeidae. Gene Ontology annotation, molecular function: lipid carrier activity. The record is from RefSeq and is a predicted model, not a curated record. The transcript is spliced from 63 exons. Gene Ontology annotation, biological process: lipid transport. The coding region runs from base 61 to 9273 and encodes 3070 amino acids.